AAAAUCGUAUGACUGUAUAAAAUAUAAACCAUUAUGGUGGCUGAUUUGGUACACUGCGCAGGGUUUACUUAACCUGGCAACAAUCGGAUCAUCUCGGCUAUUAUUGAUAAAAGUUCUUAUCUGAAGUAUGACGGAAAGUGUCGAGAAAAUACGAUUGAACCUAGCUACUUAAAAGAACGAAAAAUAUCGUAUAGUUUCAAACAGGCAAAAGAUUUCCAAUAAUAAUGUAUUCAGCAACGGAAAAUUCAGAUAGGUUUCCCACUUAAAGCGGUUUCCCAAACUAGGAUAACGAAUUGAAUGCGUGAAGGAAUAAUUUUAAGAUUUAGAGAGAUGUUUGCUGGCAUUUCUUCAAAAUGGGACCUCAGCUUAAGAUAAAUAGCCAAAGGGUGACCAAUCCAGAUCCGGCGGCUCUUGGCAUUAUUGUUGAAAAACCAAAAUUCCCUGACUAUGCUGAUAAAUCUAAACGUUUGGAAUCAUAUGCCACCUGGCCAGACGACAAACCAAUUGACAAACAUGAUCUCGCCGAAGCAGGCCUGGUCUACACGGGAGAAGGCGAUAACGUGAGAUGCUUUUUUUGCGGUGGUGGUUUGAGAAACUGGGAACACGGUGACAAUCCAAUGGAAGAACAUGCCAGAUGGUUUCCAAAAUGCGCUCACAUACUUCUUGUGAAGGGACAACAAUACGUUGAUAAGAUCAAUCAUGGUGAUGUUAAAAGUAAUGAGGAAUCGACUGGCGCAUGUGGCGGUUUUGAUAGGCAAGCAGAACAGGACUGUGUAGAUAUGGGGUUUUCUAGAGAAGUGAUAGAAAGAGCGAAAGUAAUUUUUAAGGAGAAACACGGUAACGUAGCCUUCAAUACAAACCAGUUAUGUGAGAUUUUGUGUGAACUCGGAUAGUUCUGACAAGGACGAAUCUC
Molecule: messenger RNA, 913 nt
Organism: Ruditapes philippinarum (Manila clam)
Lineage: Eukaryota; Metazoa; Mollusca; Bivalvia; Venerida; Veneridae
Product: death-associated inhibitor of apoptosis 1-like
Exons: 5
Coding region: 354-893 (179 amino acids)
Biological process (GO): positive regulation of protein ubiquitination; negative regulation of apoptotic process; regulation of cell cycle
Cellular component (GO): cytoplasm; spindle microtubule; nucleus
Molecular function (GO): ubiquitin protein ligase activity; cysteine-type endopeptidase inhibitor activity involved in apoptotic process
Source: RefSeq, a predicted model, not a curated record